Colletotrichum siamense is the source of this 1281-nucleotide messenger RNA. It is a transcript of the gene SRPK-2, whose product is annotated as Serine/threonine-protein kinase SRPK. Lineage: Eukaryota; Fungi; Ascomycota; Sordariomycetes; Glomerellales; Glomerellaceae. Gene Ontology annotation, biological process: protein phosphorylation; regulation of mRNA processing; spliceosomal complex assembly. The record is from RefSeq and is a predicted model, not a curated record. Gene Ontology annotation, molecular function: ATP binding; protein kinase activity. The transcript has 3 exons. Bases 1 to 1281 code for a protein of 426 amino acids.
AUGAAUGAGGUUGAUGACUACAAACUUUACUGGGAGACGGAGGACGAAGAGCGACCGCAGCACUACUUUCCUGGCAGCUACCAUCCCGUCAAAAUUGGCGACACAUUUUCAAAUGGAAGAUACACCAUCGUCCACAAACUAGGUCACGGUGGUUACAGCACAGUCUGGCUAGCUCGCGAUAAGAGUCAAGACCAAUUCGUCGCACUGAAGAUUAUGGUCCCCGAGCAGCAAUCGCAGUUUGAGUUACAGAACUACGGCGUCGAAAUCGAACUUCUUCGUGAGCUUCAUCGAAUUCCCACGGGCCACCCCGGAAAAUCGAUGCUUAUGUCUUGUCUGGACUCAUUCAGUCACGAUGGACCCAACGGCACUCAUCUCUGCUUCGUGAGUCUGCCCCAUCGGAUCAGCGUUGGCCAAAGCAGGCAUGAGUCCCAAGGUAGUGGAACAUUCAAAGUUCAAGUGGCACGGGCAAUGGCUGCUCAAAUGAUCAUUGUCUUGUCUUUCCUUCAUGCGAAUGGCGUGGUACACGGAGAUUUUACUCCCAAUAACCUUCUUCUUGCACCGCCUAACCUGUCUGGUAUGACAACUGAUGAGCUCUACCGCAAAUAUGGUGAGCCAUUCAGAGCGAUGACGGAGCGCCAUGACGGGAAACCAGUUCCCCGAGGUGUUCCGCCGUAUAUAGUGCCGGAAAUCUGGUUUGGUGACCGAAGCACAGAAUUGGAACUUUGCAACGCCAAGGUUACUCUGACUGACUUGGGCGAAGCCUGGAGGCCAGCGCUUCGCUCACGAUAUCAUCUCAACACUCCAGACAAGUAUUGCGCCCCGGAAGCAAAUUUCGCCGAGAAUGAAAACGUUCCUCUGGGUUUUCCGUCGGACGUCUGGUCUCUAGGCGUAGGGAUCUUCGAGUUGUUCGGCGGUAGUCUCUUCGAGGCGUCACCAGACCCAGAUGACAUGCUCGAAGAUAUGAUCAACGUACUCGGAAAACCGCCGCAGAGAUGGUGGGAUAUGUGGGAAGCCAAGGAGGACUUCUUCAGUGGAGGGGAGGCAUGGGAUGAGAAUGGGCACAGCCCGCAAAUCACGCACGUUUUGCUCGAAGAAAGAUUGCGGGUAUGGGUUGACCGCUACCAGAGGGGCAGCAUGACGACGGAAGAGAUAGAGGACCUGCACGAACUCGUCAAGCAGAUUCUCCGCUGGGAGCCUGACGAUCGACCUACCGCGGACGAGCUGCUUCGCGCACCCUGGAUGAAUAAGUGGGGACUUCCUGCUCUGGACGCGAUAUGGUAG